AUGGACGGAUUUUACGACCAGCAAGUCCCUUUCAUGUCCCCCCCUAGUGUGAGUAUUUAGACUAUUCUCUGGACGUUUUCUCUGAUAUUUUUUCCACGUAGGAUUUUGAUCAAAGCACUAAUCUGAAACUUUUCAUAGAGUGGAUUAAGAUAGCACCUGAUUUACUUUUUAGGAUACAUAGAUUCUUAGGGAUUUUUUGAUACCAAUCAUGUUUAGGCUAAUCAUUGUUCAUUUCCACAUCAAUGCAAUUGCUAAUGUUGUAGGUAUUUUAAACAUUGUCCUAGCAGAAUUCUCACAUGGAAGAACCAGCGAACGCGCCAUUCAACGACCGGAAGAGAAAGUUUGUGGACACCGAGCUCGCCCAGGACACAGAAGAUCUAUUUCAAGACCUCUUGCAACUUCAAGAGGCAUGGAUUGCAGAAGGUGAGUUCUGCUCUUGUCUUUCAGUAGGUUUUCAAUCUUGCAUCAUGCUCAUUGUUUUUAGUAACAUCAGUGGUUUACCCGAGGCUAUUGAAUCAGGAAAAACAGGAAAAUAUAGGUUGUUAUUUAAAACUUUAUGACUUCCUCUUUUUAACAAGUGCAUCAUAAAUAUUAACCUUUUUUUCUUUCUGUACUGCAUCAAGUGCAUCAUAAAUAUUUACGUUUUUUUUACUGUACUGUAUCAAGUGCAUUGUGUUUGUUCUAUUUACGCCUAUUAAAGUGACUCAGCCAUGUGGCAUGCCAUCCAUAAGUUAGUCAUUUAACUCUCUCUGUUCCCUCUUUCAGCUCAGGUGCCUGAUGAUGAACAGUUUGUCCCAGAUUUCCAGUCGGAUAACCGUAAGUACCAACCGAUUUUAAAUAUUUACAUGUGUAUUUGUGUUACAAAGGGGAAUCGACAGCGUCUGCUCUUGCAUAGUUGCGCAUUUCCAAAUGAACCCUUAAUUCCCAGACAUGGUCUUUGACACAACAUACAAGCAUCACAAGCACAACAAAGAGAUUUACUGUUUUUCCAAUACCAGUCUUAUCCAGUUGGCAUAUUAAUUCAGUGCGUCACUAGUCAGUGAGUGAAUUUUUAUGGGUACGUGGUUAGGGCUCAUUGGUUGCCUACGUAGGCUGAGGGGAAACUUUAACAACAGAUUUGUGUCAUCGAAAGCAGAAAUCCAAUUGACGUCGUUGAGCCCUGAUUAAACCAACCUCCGCUCAUCCUGCCGUUGGUCUUGCUUCUGACCUGUAGCCAAUCAGUGGUCUUGCUUCUGACCUGUAGCCAAUCAGUGAUCUUGCUUCUGACCUGUAGCCAAUCAGUGGUCUUACUUCUGUCCUUGUAGCCAAUCAGUGGUCUUGCUUCUGACCUUGUAGCCAAUCAGUGGUCUUACUUCUGUCCUUGUAGCCAAUCAGUGGUCUUACUUCUGUCCUGUAGCCAAUCAUUGCCCUCGAUGCACACCUUGAUUAUUGGAUUGUAGGGUUUGUGUUCAAACAAAGGAGCAGGAAAAAAAAGGGCUACCUUAGAAUAAGACACCACUCACCUGGUGAAAAUCAAGAAUGUUGUGCUUUUAUACCAGAGAUCCCUCAGCUAUCCUCUUUUAUAGUCAACCCGAAUGAGGACAUUCCUAUUCUCUGUUCUCUGCCCUGAUUCACCACAUUAACAUCAGAGGAAAUAAAGAGAGAACGGUUUGAAACAGGGAUAUUUUCUGUUGUAAAGCGUUUCGCUACGGUGGGCCUUACUUAACAUGACCCAGGUGCGCCACAGCAGCCUGGGAUGGCCUUCCAUGGAGUCCCAACCGACCAACCACAGCUCUUGGCUGCUAGGAUGGGCUGCGUUCCAAUCCAGGCCCACAGAACCCUCAUGCUGUUUGCUUUGUACUCAUCUCCUCUCUCUUUCGCUGCCUAGAAUAAUAUAUGCGUGAGGUUUGAAUGGAAGCCUUUGAUUUGGCUCCAGACGGAGCUACAGGCUGGUUUAGUUGCAACAUGUGAAUGAUCCUAUAGAGGAAGAAAGAGGGUUUUAGAGGCCCGGUCUUGCCUUGUUUCACUGCAACGUUGUAUUUCAUUUGUCGGGGACGCAGCUAGUGACAUUUUUAAUGCGGUGUGUAUCCUCAGAGUGUACACACUGAGUGAAUUGUGCUAUGGCACAGCCGGACGAUUGUUGUGUUUGCUAAAGAGUCUGAGUGUGUGAAGUCGUGUGUGUGUGUGUGCGGCGACGGGAUUGGCAUGAGGCUCCCUAGUUUGGCAUGCUACCAUUUGGUCUCACAGACCCUUCAUUCAGCAGUCCUUCUCCAGUGUGUGUGUGUGUGGACUCUGCAGCUGGGCAAAGGGGCAGUGUCCAUAGCGAUCACAUGGCAUUCUGCCAUCAACUCCUUACUCCUUAAUUUAGCAAUGAACUUGGCUGAGUAGUGAGAACACACUCUUAUUAACUACCAGCAAUGACCUGUGGUGGAGUUGUUAGUGAUUUAAAGAAAUGUUGCAAGAGUUUAAUUAUUGUUCUACUGAGAAUUAAAUCAUAUUAUAAUAAUAUGCCAUUUAGCAGACGCUUUUAUCCAAAGCGACUUACAGUCAUGUGUGCAUACAUUUUUACGUAUGGGUGGUCCCGGGGAUCGAACCCACUACCCUGGCGUUACAAGCGCCGUGCUCUACCAAUUGAGGUACAGGCUGUGGUUGAGUUGCACUGUGGUUCUGUAACACAGACAAUCCAGUUGUCUGUUUGAGGUUUUCCAACUGAAAUAUAAAGUGUUUCAGUCAUAGAUGCUCGAUGCGCAACACCUUAGCAGAUAAUGGAGGUCACUAUGGGCACUGAGAGGCAUAACUCCAUAAAGAGUUGACUUUCUGCUGGCCUGUGGCUGCGCUGGGUGAUUUACUAGACUGCGGAAGCUGAAUGAUGGCCGUUCUGUGGCACAACAGGAAAUGGGGAGUUGAUGUAGGCAUAGACCCAGCCUCUGAUGCCAACACAGCACCCAGUUAAAGUCCUACUGUAUGCACACACACACACACACACACACACACACACACACACACAAUGGCUGCCUAAGUUACUAACUGUUGGUGGAAGUUGGAGCAUAUUGGCAUGUUCUGGUCUGUGCAACACUUUUCUGUGCAAUUUAAUACAAAUGCAUCUUUGUUACUGGUCUGAUUGUUGCCUUGGAAACAAUGAAAAACCAACUAGUGAAAGUACACCGUUUGUCAUUCACUGCUGGGUUUAUAGUUUUCCCUCCCAAACAGAAGGACAGUUUUAGAACCUCAACAAUUCACUAUUGACUAAACAACAAACAGAAGAGAAAAAAUAAAACAAUUGGAGGUUGUAAUUAAAGACACCCAGCACACAAAACAAGAAUACUGAAUACAUCCAUUCAUUGUAGUGAAUCUUUAAAUGGUGUGUGUGUAUGUAUAUAUAUAUAUUAUAUUAUAUUAUUGUGCAGUUUUGUGAUGUACUCUUACUUUCUUCAAAGUAAUGUUCCAUGGUCCUCCAGCCAGUAAAGUGAAGCGAGAGUCCAGCCCCUCCAGAGAUCUGUCCCCCUGCAGUCAGGAACAACAGAGACCCACGCCCUACACAGACAAGGACCUUUACAGCAACAGGUACGCUACAUUACACACUGAGACGGACAAGGUUUUACACCCCGCCCCAAAUUGUACUCUCUGUAGAAAGAGGUAUUUUCAGUUACAACCAAUAAAAGAUCAUAAAAGACUGUAAAGGGAUAGUACAUUUCUCUACUAUGAAAAAUGUAUGCACUCACUAACUGUAAGUCACUCUGGAUAAGAGCGUCUGCUAAAUGACUCAAAUGUACUUCUACUAAGACAUUGCUUAAUUAGGUAUACCUAAAUCAAGUUGAUAAGGCCUGAGGGGGUGUGGUAUAUGGCCAAUAUACCACGGCUAAGGGAUGUUCUUAUGCACGACGCAACGCAGAGUGUCUGGACACAGCCCUUAGCCGUGGUAUAUUGGCCAUAUACCACAAACCCCUGAGGUGCCUUAUUGCUAUUAUGAACUAAUUACUAAUGUAAUUAGAGCAGUACAAAUAAAUGUUUUGUCAGCCAAUCAGCAUUCAGGGCUCCAACCACCCAGUUUAUAAUGUCAGAUAACACACCGUCAAUAUGUCAUGGUAAGUCCACAGAGAGAAUACAGCAAUCCUCUACAGGCCCAAGUUAACCCCUUCCUUCCCUCCCCUCCCUCCACAGUGCCUACAACAGGAAGCCACUCGGCAUCAAUACUUUAACCCCGCCCGCCUCGCCCUGCAGCCCCGCCCUGCAGAGGCAGAUCACGCCCCCUGUCCAUGCGACACACCCUGGCCACAGUCGUCCGACUCACGGGCACGCACCGUCCCCGAUCCCCUCCCACCACCGGACACUCCCGCCACACCCGAGCCAAAGCCAGCCUUUCGCCGUGCCCCGUCUACCUGUCAAUCACUCCGAUGCCUCCUACAGCUCAGAACACAGGUGAGUUGGCACCAUGUGUUGGCUCAGGUUGGCGGCAUGUGUUGGCACCAUGCACUGUCUGACCCCAUAGCUUGUAUAUCUUGGUUGUAAAACCAUGAUUGGAACGACUGUAGGCUGGGACUCGGCAUGCAUUUUCAGUGCCACAGUUGAUGUCAUGUUGGAUAGAUUUGAACAUGAAAUCCCAUUGUUGUUAGGCUCUCUGGUUUAAGACCCUAACUGACAAUUUUUUCCUUAUUUUGUCUCUCUCUCUCUGUCUCUGUUUCUCUCCCUGUCUCUCUCUGUUUGUCUGUCUCUCUCUGUCUCUCAUUCCCCCUCUCCAGGUUCCAGCGGCAGCUCUCUGAGCCAUGUCAGCCUUUCCCUCCGUCUGACGGUGCCUCCUGUACCCCCUACCCCCCUCAGCCCCAUCACCCCCACCGCGCCCCCCUGUCCCGGUACGGCCGCCCCCUCUACCAGCGGCACCUGUCAGAGCCCUUGGUCCUCCUCCCUGCUCAGGGCUUCAAGCAGGAGCUGGUCGACCUCCGCUACACCGAGCACGGGGUCCCCACCAUGGGCCCUCCCCGCACCCCGUUCCAGGGCCUCUCUAUCAAGCAGGAGCCCCGGGAUUUCUGCUUUGAACAAGGUGAGCCCUGGGGAAUCGUUGAUGGCAACGGACUUUGAGGCUCAGUUUCCCACUCAUAGAUUCGGCCUAGUCCUGGAGUAAAAAAAAACAUGUUCAAUGGAGAAUCUCAAUAGGAAGUGCUUCUCCUUCCAUGCCUAGGCUUAAUCUGAGUCCGGACAGGAAGGCCCUAAGGGUUUGGAAGCAGCCCAAGCUGUCCAAGUUAGCCGCUCCUUUGAGAGUCAACUGUGUGUGGCUACAAAUACAGCGAUGGGGAUAAAACAGUAAGCAUGUUUCAGGCUGAUGUGGACACUGAGUAUUAGUAGUAGUCGUUGGGUGUGUUGCAGUGUAGCAUUCUAAGACACUUAUCUUGAAAGCUAAGAUGACCUCAUUUCACUCUCCAUGUCUAGCCCACUUUCUGUCAGUGGUGUAACAGUCAAACCCUCUUGAUAAAGUCCCAGCUAAAAAAAAACGGGACUGUAAAGAGACUGUUGGCUGUGUGAGAAUGUAUGUCCGUCUUCUACUGGGUAUUAUGUCAUUAGGCUAAUGGCUACUUUAAAAAGAUAGCAUUGAGAAACUAAGUUACUAGUAAGAAUCUAUUCAAAGAAACACCCAUUAGUUUUUAUAUCUUUCUUUUUGUCUAUCUUUCUGGUUUGAAGGGUACAUGUCAAGGAAAAAGAUGUGUAAUAUUUUCCCUCGUGUCUUACAGAAAUGCAGAACUGCCAGUCUUCUUUCGGGAAGUCCGGUAACUUCUACCAAAACAAUGAUGGGUUGGUCUACGACGGUGAGCCUCAUCUGUACAACGACGACACGUGCGUGGUUCCAGAGAGACUAGAAGGUAAGACAUUCCUCUAUUAAUAGUAUGAAAUACAAUGACUUGCCUGGCACAAAAUAACCCCUGGAAUUGUCCCAAAAGUGCAAACCCCAUCCAUCCAUGCAGAAUCAAACACGGAAAGUAUUUAAAAAGAAACUAUUUGAACCUCUGACUGGUUUGACACAAGGCUUUAGGUGUGAAUGGCAGCAGGUUGUGAAUCCUGGUAUCUGACAUCUUCUAGUUAUGUCAUGGCAGUGUGGAUGACAGGAGUAGAUCCAAGGGGCCUUGAACAGCGUUAGCAAGCCUGUGUGACAUGAACAGAACCUCUUAUCUUAUCCCCAUGCUCAGACUGCCCAUCACUGGCAUCUUUCACCUAACGGUGUCCACACCACUCCUUCGUUUACACACUCACUCACUCUUUCCCCCUCUCCUGCUGUCCAUCCAGGCAAGAUCAAGCAGGAGGCCGGAGUGUUCCGUGACGGACCGCCCUACCAGCGCCGAGGUUCCCUGCAGCUCUGGCAGUUCCUGGUCACUCUGCUGGACGACCCGGCCAACGGUCACUUCAUCUCCUGGACCGGCCGCGGCAUGGAGUUCAAACUCAUCGAGCCCGAAGAGGUCAGUUGGCAGAUGGUCAGCAAGCAGAGCCGUGGUCCUAGUGACUGAGUUUAGAGACUUUAGGGCUCCUUUCCAGUUUUUCAUCAUUUUGUCUAUGAGUUCAAAGUAACUGGAGUGUUACAAUAGGUCAUGAAAAUAGUUGUUACGCUGUGCUUCCAGGAAUAAUCACACCGUAUUACUAUUAAGGCACUAGAAGUGACACACAGGAAACUAACCACAAAAGAAGUUGGUGUAUGUAUCUACAGGUUGAUCAGAAUAGUUUCCUUUCUCCUCCCCUGUGGCAGGUGGCUCGGCGCUGGGGCCUCCAGAAGAACCGGCCUGCCAUGAACUACGACAAGCUGAGCCGCUCUCUACGCUAUUACUAUGAGAAGGGCAUCAUGCAGAAGGUAAAGGUAAAAUUUAAUUUUAAUUAAAGUCAAUUACAAUUCUCUAUUUUGGGUCAAAUUCAGUGGAGGCUUUAUGAAUUGAGGGGAAAACAUCAGUACAAUUGAGGGCUACAUUGCACCAAUAAACAGUACAUUGGUUGCACAUAAGGACAGGGCAGAUGCAUUGUGAGUUUCAGAAGGUUGGGAAUAAAGUCCCAAAGUUAUUUUCAAACUACUAGCGGUCGUACGCUGAACGACUGUCUAACUCCCUCUGCUCUCUUUGUGUGGGAUCAGGUGGCUGGAGAGAGGUACGUGUACAAGUUUACGUGUGACCCCGAGGCGCUCUUCUCCAUGGCCUUCCCUGACAACCAGAGGCCCAGCCUGAAGCAGGACCCGGACAUCCUGCCCCCAUCUGGGGGGGAGGAGGACACCACCGUGCCCCUGGCCCACUACGAGGAUGGCUGUGGCCCCUACCUGGCUGACGGAGGGGAGCGGUGCGUCUCGUUACUGGGCUUCCCCGAUAACUACUCAUUCUGA
Coregonus sp. 'balchen' is the source of this 7324-nucleotide messenger RNA. NCBI's taxonomy places the organism in Eukaryota, Metazoa, Chordata, Actinopteri, Salmoniformes, Salmonidae. The record is from the annotation of a GenBank genome assembly.